This is a messenger RNA of Sorex araneus (European shrew), 2638 nucleotides long. Its product is annotated as holocytochrome c-type synthase. Gene Ontology annotation, molecular function: holocytochrome-c synthase activity. Gene Ontology annotation, biological process: cytochrome c-heme linkage. The transcript has 7 exons. The record is from RefSeq and is a predicted model, not a curated record. Bases 143 to 985 code for a protein of 280 amino acids. Gene Ontology annotation, cellular component: mitochondrion. NCBI's taxonomy places the organism in Eukaryota, Metazoa, Chordata, Mammalia, Eulipotyphla, Soricidae.
GAAGGCCGAGCUCGGUGGGGUCGGGUUGCGGGGUUGGAAUGAGCGGGACACGCGGAGACCGUGCGGGGAAGACUGACCGCGCUUUGCCCUCCACGGUCGUUUCCUUUCUUCCUCGAGCCCCUUCCGUGCGCGGUGACCUCACAUGAUGCCCACACCUCGUUUGGACACUGGGAAUCCAACCAUGGGUUUGUCUUCCUCGACCCCGGCUGUUGCUGUUCAGACCUCAAAUGCUUCAGAUCAUCAGACAUCAGCCCCGCCUUCAGGAUGUCCAAUGCAUAAAGGGCGAGUGGCAGGCUAUCCAGGGAGUGCAGAGCCACCUAACCCAGCCAGCUCUGUGCCUGCCCAUCAAGACCGCGCCUAUGAAUACGUGGAGUGUCCUGUUACGGGCGCCAGGGUUGAAAAUAAGGAGAACCUGGAUCCUUCCAAUCUGAUGCCGCCGCCUAAUCAAACCCCAGCCCCUGAUCAGCCAUUUGCACUGUCAACUGUGAGAGAGGAGUCUUCCAUUCCUAGAGCAGAUUCAGAGAAAAAGUGGGUGUAUCCCUCGGAACAGAUGUUCUGGAACGCGAUGUUAAGGAAAGGGUGGAAGUGGAAGGAGGAGGACAUCAGCCAGGCCGAUAUGCAUAAUAUCAUUAAGAUCCACAACCAGAACAACGAGCAGGCGUGGAAGGAGAUUCUGAAGUGGGAAGCCAUGCACGCCACGGAGUGCCCUUGUGGUCCCUCACUGAUCCGGUUUGGAGGAAAAGCCAAGAUGUACUCCCCGAGGGCAAGAAUCCGCUCCUGGAUGGGGUACGAGCUGCCUUUCGACAGGCACGACUGGAUCAUCAACCGUUGCGGGACCGAAGUCAGAUACGUCAUCGACUACUACGACGGCGGCCACGUCAACGAGGACUAUCAGUUCACCAUCCUGGACGUGCGGCCGGCUUUUGACUCACUGUCAGCGGUGUGGGACAGGAUGAAGGUGGCCUGGUGGCGCUGGACUUCCUAACCUGUGCUGGGUCAGAGAUGAGAAAGCUUGAGCAAUUUUUUUUUUUUUUUUUUUGCUGAGUGCUCCAUUAAAGUCUUCCUGAAUUGAAUCACACCUAUGAUGUAAUGUGAAUGCCAACUGGGUAAUCGCCCCCUCAGAGCCCGCCACUUUUGUGGCCAGCUACCAGGCUCUUGAGGUCGAUUCCCACUUGGAAUCUGAUAGCCAAUAAUCCUAACUUCCCUUCCCACUUAGAGAAGUGGGGAUAAGGUCUAGGUUUUACCUCGUAACUGCAGUAUUGCCUGAAUUUCUCAUCUAGCCUCUGAAAAAGAACUUUGGAAACAAGAGCUACUUUGCAUUCGUUUCCUCGUGAACACUUGAGAGCUAGAUCUGGAAAGCAUAUGAGAUUUUUUUCCUGGUCAAAUACAUUUUUUUUUGUCUGGGGGUCCCACCUGGCUGUACUCAGGUACUCCUCCCUGCAGGCUAGGGUGCAGAGCCAGCCUCCCGUGUGCAAGUCCUACACCCCAGCCUGCUGGCUCUCUUCUUGGUCCAGAUUAAAUAAUUUGACGUCCACUGUUCAUUAUAUCCUUGUAAGUACUUCCACUUUUUAAGACAGCUAACAAUCUAGGGCCGGAGCAGUAAUACAGCAGGUAUGGCGUUUGUCUUGCACACGGCCGACCCAAGUUCAAUCUCUGGCACCCCAUGUGGUCCCACAAGCCCGUCAGGAGUGAUCCCUGAGCACCGCCAGGUGUGGCCCCCAAAGCAAAACUAAAAUGUUACCCAUCUUGAAUGUCCCUCCAAUGCAAUUGUGCCCCUUGAUUCAGGAUUCAGCCAACCAAGGCGCGUCCUAGCUCAGGCCCCUGGAUAUUUCUGACUUGAAAUAUCCUUGCAAAAUGGAGGGACUUUCCACUCCCCUGUGAUCUGCUGAUACGCAUACACUGGAACCAUUUAGUUCCGCUUUGGGGUGGUGUCAUCCAGACGCCUACUGUGACAUGAGAUUCUUCCCCAAACAAGCUUUGGUGCCGGUUGUGUGGCGCCCCUGAGUCCUGUUCUUCCUUCUGCCAGAACCUUGCACCCACUCAGAAGGCGCAGUGCCACUUAGAGUUUGCUGGGUGUUGGAAUUCGUAAGGAAAACAAGCAGGUGGAGAAUGUUUGCAACAGCUCCCGCCUCGCUGUGUAAAGGUUUCUCAGGUUCAUUUCCCAGGAGUACCCAUACUGUAUAUGCACGGUAAUGCCGUGCUCGCCCAUGGCCAGGGUCAAGCUCGCAGCCAUCCUCACAAGGGCCUCUUCCGUCUUUCUUUGGGUUUUUACAAUUGCAGGGAUGCAAACCAGGGUCUCAGCUGUGCAAGACACAUUUCCUGCCCCUGAGUCACACCCGGGGCCCCCAUGCUGUUCACUGUUGAAAUGCUUUGUAUGAAUGAAUGACCCGUAGGCUGCUUGUGAGAGUGGCAUGUUCCAAACGACACAGGAGUUUCCAGUGCGGGUAUCAGGAACUUUGUUCCUUUACCGACUCCUGGAGUCUCAAGUGGACCGUUUGCCCUUAGCAGGCGAGUGUGAUCACCGUCAUAUGAAUUCCUUUGCUGUAUAGCUUUGUGUGGAGUUUCCAAAAUUGUAACAACUCAACCUGUCUGCAUUUUGAAAUACUUGCAUAUUUUAAAAUAAAGUUGAUCACUCGCA